AGAGAGUGUAUGUGAGCCUGUGACACCGAGAUGUUCAUGAUCAUUCGAGAGUCGUCUGCCGGAGGAGGCGGUGCUGGAGGGAUGAGCGCCCCGCAGGAGAGGAGUGCAAAACAGGUGCAGGCCGCCAUCAAGAAGAAGAUGGAGAAGCAGAAGCAGCGAAACAAUGAGAACGGAGGUGGUGUUGCAGACGGUCAAACUGCUACACCUCAGCCUCCUCGCCACCAGAAAUCCCGUCAGUUCCCCCAGGCGACAGCGGCAGCCGCUGAGGACAGGGUGGCGCUGCACGAAGAGCUGGAGGAUGUGAUGGAGGGACCACAGGGGAGAGAGAGGGAGAAAGAGGAGGAGAGGGAGCCUGUCGACCUGCUGCCCAUCGUGGACUCUGUGUUCGGACAGGACAGAGAGCUGAGACCAGAGGAGAUUGACGAGCUGCGCGAAGCGUUUGUGGAGUUUGAUAGGAACAAAAAAGGCUAUAUCAGUCACAAAGAUCUGGGGGAGUGUAUGAGGACCAUGGGAUACAUGCCAACAGAGAUGGAGCUCAUCGAACUGAGCCAGCAGAUCUGUGGAGGUAAAGUGGACUUUGAGGACUUUGUGGAGCUGAUGGGACCCAAGAUGCUGGCAGAGACUGCAGACAUGAUUGGAGUCAAAGAACUACGAGAUGCAUUCAAAGAGUUUGACUCUAACGGUGACGGUCAGAUCAGUUUAACUGAGCUCCGUGACGCUAUGAAGAAGCUGAUGGGAGAACAAGUGACCAACAGAGAGAUCAACGAGAUUCUCCAAGAUGUCGACCUCAACGGAGAUGGUCUGGUGGACUUUGAGGAGUUUGUGCGAAUGAUGUCCCGCUGACCGGCCCAGCUGCCCACAUGUCAAAUGGACAGACAGACAUUAUGCAACCGUUGGAUUAGAGAACACACUAGAUUGCAGUGCCCACCCUUCACCUGCUCGUAAGAGUACACGUCCAAAAAUGUAUUUUUGUAGUAAAAUGUAAAAAAAUGCUGUGAAUGCAAAAAUAGUAUCCAGUCUACGACUAACAUGAUUAUCCACUUCUGAACUCUAGAUGCAACACAAAGAUAAAGCACUUUAAUAGCAGUAAAACAUAUCAAACGCUUCAUAGACAACAUUUAUGACUUUGUGUUUUUUAGAUGUCUUUUUAUAUAUCAAUGUUUGAGCUUUGAGUGUAAAAUCUUGUUUGUUGAACUGUAAAAAUCCUUUUUUUAA
Molecule: messenger RNA, 1215 nt
Organism: Cottoperca gobio
Lineage: Eukaryota; Metazoa; Chordata; Actinopteri; Perciformes; Bovichtidae
Product: calcium-binding protein 2-like
Exons: 7
Coding region: 31-843 (270 amino acids)
Cellular component (GO): cytoplasm
Molecular function (GO): calcium channel regulator activity; calcium ion binding
Source: RefSeq, a predicted model, not a curated record